AUGGGCUCCUGUUCCCACUGUUCUCGCUGCCCAGAGACCCCCCCACCUUCCUCUGGGCAGGUCUUCCUCGUCCUCGGAGGACCACCUUCAGAUGAAGACAUGGGGCUCCCAGGCAAGGCCAUGGCCCCCCUGCGGCUCCUGUGGAUGUGGCUGCUGGUCGCGGGGAUUCAAGGUGUGAAAGACGGUGACAUGCGGCUGGCUGACGGGGACACCGCCAACGAGGGCCGCGUGGAGAUCUACUACAGCGGCCAGUGGGGGACGGUGUGUGACAACCUGUGGGACCUGACAGAUGCCAGCGUUGUCUGCCGAGCCCUGGGCUUCAAGAAUGCCACCGAGGCUCUAGGCAGAGCCACCUUCGGGCCAGGAAGGGGCCCUGUCAUGCUGGACGAGGUGCAGUGCACAGGGACAGAGCCCUCGCUGGCCAACUGCACAUCCCUGGGCUGGAUGAAGAGCAACUGCAGACAUGACAAGGACGCCGGCGUGAUCUGCACCAACGAAACCAGAGGCAUCCACACCUUCGACCUGUCCAGCGAGCUCCCCGCAGCUCUAGAGCAGAUCUUUGAGAGCCAAAAGGGCUGUGACCUGUUCAUCAGGGUGAAGACGAAGGAGGAGGAUGAGCUGGGCAUCUGUGCCCACAAGCUGAUCCUGUCCACCAACCCCGAGGCACACGGCCUGUGGAAGGAGCCGAGCAGCAGGGUCACCAUGGAGGUGGAUACCGAGUGUGUGCCUGUCGUCAGAGACUUUAUCAAGUACCUCUACUCCCGGAGGAUCGACGUCUCUCUGUCGUCAGUGAAAUGCUUGCACAAGCUCGCCUCUGCCUCCGGGGCCAAGCGGCUGCAGAGCUACUGCGGGCACCUCUUUGCCAUCCUCCUCCCCCAGGACCCCUCUUUCCGGACGGCCCUGGACCUCUAUGCCUAUGCCCUGGCCACCCGGGACCCCGUGCUGGAGAAGAUCUGCGUGCAGUUCCUGGCCUGGAACUUCGGGGCCCUGACGCAGGCCGAGGCCUGGCCGAGCGUCCCCACGGCCGUGCUCCAAGACCUGCUCUCCAGGAGCGAGCUGGUCACUCCCAGCGAGCUGGCCGUGCUGCUGGCCUUGGAUGAAUGGAGCCGGGAGAGGCGCAUGUCCCGCGGGGAGGUGGAGGGCUUGGUGGAGAGGGUGCGGUUCCCCAUGAUACCGCCCAGGGACCUAUUCACGCUGCAGUUUAACCUGUCCCUGUACUGGAGUCACGAGGCGCUCUUCCAGAAGAAGAUGCUGCAGGCCCUGGAGUUCCACACCGUGCCCUUCGAGCUGCUGGCUCAGUACAGGGGCCUGAACCUCACCGAGGACACCUACCAGCCCCGGCUUUACACCUCGCCCACGUGGAGCGCCUCCGUGAUGGGUUCCAGUUACAACCCCUACCGGUCCUUCCAGACGCCCCAGCACCCCAGCUUCCUCUUCCAGGCCAGCUCAGUCUCCUGGUCUUUAGUCUACCUCCCCACCAUCCAGAGCUGCUGGAACUAUGGGUUCUCGUGCUCCUCUGACGACCCCCCACUCCUGGCCCUCUCCAAGUCUAGCUACUCCAGUCCCACCAUCGGUUAUGAAAACAAGGCCCUGAUGCUCUGUGGGAGAAACUUCGUGGCGGACGUCACCAACUUCGAGGGCUGGAAGGCCCUGAUCCCCAGCGCCCUGGGCACCAACAGCUCCAGGAGUGCUUCCUUCUUCCCCUGCCCGGCAGGGUCCUUCAGCACCUUCCAAGUUGUCAUCCGUCCCUUCUACCUGACCAACUCCACAGGUGUGGACUAG
Molecule: messenger RNA, 1782 nt
Organism: Lipotes vexillifer (Yangtze River dolphin)
Lineage: Eukaryota; Metazoa; Chordata; Mammalia; Artiodactyla; Lipotidae
Gene: LGALS3BP
Product: galectin 3 binding protein
Exons: 6
Coding region: 1-1782 (593 amino acids)
Cellular component (GO): membrane; extracellular matrix
Molecular function (GO): protein binding
Source: RefSeq, a predicted model, not a curated record